Messenger RNA from Misgurnus anguillicaudatus (oriental weatherfish), 7723 nucleotides. RefSeq names its product myosin IXb. The record is from RefSeq and is a predicted model, not a curated record. Gene Ontology annotation, molecular function: actin filament binding; ATP hydrolysis activity; microfilament motor activity. Lineage: Eukaryota; Metazoa; Chordata; Actinopteri; Cypriniformes; Cobitidae. Gene Ontology annotation, cellular component: ruffle; lamellipodium; myosin complex. Gene Ontology annotation, biological process: intracellular signal transduction; lamellipodium morphogenesis; actin filament-based movement.
ACAUAACAGCAGCUAUAGGCUUAGCACAGGUGUGUACCUGCGUCAGGGCGUCACACAACUGCAAUAGCAGCUUGAACGCAGAGGAGGGCGGCGCGUCAUCAAUCGCCUCAGCUAAAAUUAAACCAAACUGCGAUGUAAGGAAGUAAAACGCCGACAGGAAUGAAACUGUCGUCAGUCUUUUAGAGAAAUAUACUAGUUUUACUUAUUUUUUUAGACUGAGUGUUGCGUACGCGUCGCGUAGGGUUUUACCUGUGUUGUAUUUAUCGACGCGUCGCGUUUUGGUUACGCGGUAAUGCAGGUAAACGAUUUGGAUUAGUAUUUGAAGUGCUGAAAGCUUUUCCCGAGGAUUUUUCCCUGUUGGAUAUGAAUGUGACCUGGAAAACAAGAGUGUUUUAAAACGGAUACUUAUCAUGCUGUACUCCGCAGUGUGGUGUGCUAGUGUAUGUCUAUGUGUUUGAAGAAUGAAUGUUAUCAACGGCAAGGGGACAACCUGCCAGGAUGAAACGCUCUGCACGCUUCAAAUCUACCCCAGGUUGUCCAACAAACCAGCACCAUGUUGCAUCCUCAAAGUCCCAAAGGAGGCCACGGCAGCCAGCGUCAUCAAAAACGCCCUCGGCAUGCUUAGACUGGACAUGUCCAAACCCUACGUCCUCGUGGAGGUCCAGGAAUACGGUGGAGAGGAGUGGGUCCUUCAAGCCAAUGACCUGCCUGUACAGAGAGUCCUGCUGUGGCCUAGAAAGGCCCAGGAGCAGCACCCCCAAAGCGAUGGAUACUUUUUCGCCCUUCAGGAAGGAAGCCGCGACGGAUUGGUCCGGUAUGACGUUAUGCCGUCUGUCCGUCGAGAGAAAGAAGCUCAGGGACUCGCGACUAGGGGCUUUGUGGCACCCCAACCUCAGGAAUACGAUGAUUUGUGUAACCUGCCUGCUCUAACAGAGGAGAGCAUCCUGGCUACCCUACGCCAUCGCUUCCUCAAGCAGAAGAUCUACACCUUUGCCAGCAACAUUCUUAUCGCCGUGAAUCCCUUCAAAUUUCUGCCUAUAUACAAUCCCAGAUAUGUCAAGAUGUACGAGAACCAUACGCUCGGAAAGCUAGAUCCGCACAUCUUCGCCAUAGCGGAUGCCGCCUUCCACACCAUGCUAAACAAACAGGUCAACCAAUGCGUUGUCAUCUCGGGGGAGAGUGGCUCAGGCAAAACGCAAAGCACCAAUUUCCUUAUCCACUGCUUGACUGCUCUCAGUCAGAAGGGUUAUACUAGUGGAGUGGAGAGAACCAUACUGGGAGCAGGCCCUGUGUUAGAGGCCUUUGGCAAUGCCAAAACAGCAUACAACAACAACUCCAGCCGCUUCGGAAAGUUCAUUCAAGUCAAUUAUCUGGAGAGUGGCGUUGUGAGAGGGGCUGUUGUUGAGAAGUACUUAUUAGAGAAAUGCCGUCUAGUAUCCAGAGGAAAGACAGAAAGGAAUUACCAUGUUUUUUACUAUCUGUUGACCGGGGCUUCAGAAGAGGAGAGAGAUGAGUUUAAGCUUUUGAGGCCUGAAGAUUACAACUACCUCAAACAAGAAAAUCUGUUUCUGGAGGAUGAAGCUGAAAUGAAACAUGAGUUUAAGAGACUUCACCAGGCCAUGGAGAUGGUCGGCUUUCUGCCCCCUACCAAAAAACAGAUAUUUUCUGUGCUGUCAGCCAUUCUGUACCUGGGGAAUGUGACAUACAAGCAGAAUGAAGAUGGCCCGGGGCUGAAAGUAGGGCCAGAUCAUGUGCUCUCGGCUCUCUCUCAACUUCUCAAGGUUAAAGUGGAGCUGCUUGUGGAAGCAUUGACGAAAAGAAAAGCAAUGACAGCUAAUGACACGCUAAUCCUGCCUUACAGCCUCAAUGAGGCUAUCACUGCCAGAGACUCUAUGGCCAAAUCUCUAUACAGUGCCCUGUUUGACUGGAUUGUCUUGCGAAUCAAUCACGCUUUACUCAACAAGAGGGAUCUGGAGGAGUCUGUCCCGUGCCUGUCCAUUGGUGUCCUGGACAUAUUUGGAUUUGAAGAUUUCAAGAUAAACAGCUUUGAACAGUUCUGCAUCAAUUACGCUAAUGAACAACUACAGUAUUACUGCAACCAACGCAUUUUCACACUUGAGCAGGCGGAGUACAUGUCUGAGGGCAUCACAUGGCACACUGUUGACUAUCCUGACAAUAUUGGCUGCAUUAGUCUCUUCAGCAAGAAACCCACUGGACUCUUUUAUCUGCUGGAUGAGGAAAGCAAUUUUCCUCAAGCCACAGAUAGCACCCUACUGGAGAAAUUUAAACAGCAGCACCAGGAAAACCCAUUCUUCGUCCAGACCCCGGUGCGGGAGCCUGCCUUUGUGAUUCUGCAUUUUGCCGGCAAGGUCAAAUACCAAAUAAAGGACUUCAGGGAGAAGAACACGGACCACAUGAGGCCGGAUAUUGUUGCCUUGCUGCGGAGCAGUGAGUGCAGUUACCUGAGGCAGCUGAUCGGUACCGAUCCAGUGGCUGUGUUCAGAUGGGGUAUACUCAGGGCCACCAUACGCACUUUGGCCGUGUUUAAUGAGGCCGGAAGACGCUGGGCACAAAAACAUCCAGAUCAGAUCAAGCGCUACACCAGACGUUCACUUGGACAAAUUAGAAAACCCAGCACGGCGGUAGAGAUGCUGAAGACCCAAAAAUCUGUGAUUGAGUUUUCAUUCGAUCGAUCUGAAGACGGUCCACUUGAAGUGUUUGAGGACAUUUUUGCUUCAUUUGAAAAUAAGAAGGAAUUGCAUGCCAAAGUCAUCCACACCAUUCAGCAAUCUGGUGGUGAAGUUCCUCACAAGCUGCGUCUGUCCACAAUUUCUUUGAGGAAGUCUCGUCUCUUCUGUCAGAAGAACAGGCCAAAUAAACACAAGCAACUAAUUCCUAAGAAUCUCGUAGAUUCGCGAUCUUUGAAGCUCAUCAUGGGCCUUACCCAGCACAAUCGCGUGACCAGGUCCCUGCUUCACCUGCACACCAAGAAGAAACCUCCAAGCAUCAGCGCCCAGUUCCAGGCAUCUCUAAGCAAGCUGUUGGAAACGCUCAGGAAAGCAGAACCGUUCUUUGUUCGCUGCAUCAGAUCUAAUGCUGAUAAGAGGGAGAUGCACUUUGAUGAUGCCCUGGUUCUGCAGCAGUUGAGGUACACAGGCAUGUUACAAACAGUUCGGAUACGGAGGUCUGGGUAUGGAGCCAAAUUCACCUUCAAGGAGUUUAUAGAUCAGUUCAGAGUGCUGCUGCCAAAGGAAAUAUCAUCACCUCAGGAGGAAAUCGCUAACCUGCUGAGGAAAAUGGGAUUACCAAGCUCCAGUUUUCAGAUCGGACAGACUAAGGUCUUCUUGAAAGAAACCGAGAGGCAAAAACUCCAGGAAACGCUUCAUAAGGAAGUGAUGCAACGCAUUAUCAUUUUGCAAAGGUGGUUUCGUGCUUGUUUGACAAGGAAGCACUACCUGCAAGAGAGGAAAGGAAUUAUAACUAUACAGCGAUCCUGGCGUAGUUUCCGGGACACGACCCGAUGCAGGGCAGCUACUGUGAUCCAGGCCGCAUGGCGAAAGUCCCAAGAGAGAGCCGACUAUCUGAAGAGGAGAGAAACACUCAAAGGACAGACAUCUUCUCAAGAAAUUGGCCGUUUGAACAAAAAGGAAACGACCCAAGAGAAGACGAAAGAACCAGAACCAAGUCCCCAGAGAAGCAAGACUAAACCGCUGCCUCCACUGCCAGAUGUAACCCGCACAACUCAAGGGGAGAAGGAACUGGUGCCGUCAUUAAACACAGACACCAGGCCUAAGGUCACCAUACAAAUUAAUCCUGACUGGGCAGAGCGACCCAACAUCAACAAUGAGGACCAGACGGGUCGACAGAACAGAGACAAGAGCGACGACAACAAUAGUGAAAGUAAAGGAUCUCAUCCUGGCCUCUCUCGGCCUGUCUCGCUUCCACUGAACAUGAUCCAGAGUGGAUCCAAUGCUGCACAACUUCAGCGCCACAACAAGACAAACCGGUUAAUAGAGAAGCCGGUCAAAUGGAAGGAAAUUAGCAGCGAAAUACAGCUGGAGAAAAUCGAUUCUGAGAUUAUACGACUUCAGAAUCAAAGGGCAAUGGGAUUACGGAAAAGUGGCAUGUCUCAGUCCUUGGAAAAUGUCUACAGAAUGAGUUCUUCAGAGUCGGACAGCUCCACGUCAUCUUCCAGAAAUGAGGUUAAUGAUCGGGGCCGUAAGCGUUUCAGACACAAGCGCAGGCUAGCACGUCCCCGCAGCGGACUGCAUCUGGAGCAUCAGGAUCUAGAUGACAUGGAGUUCUGGAGUUUUCCCUUACCUCCCAUAAGUCCCUCAACGCCCAUGUCCAGCAUGAAACUGGAGCCUUUGGUAAAAGACCAAGCCGGUCAAAAUCACAAGAUUCACUCCCCUGUAGAUGGGUCAGUUAUAAGUACAAACAAGACACCAAGUGAGGAGAUACCUGUACCAGCUACUACACAAGAAAGACGAGGAUUCCUACAACGUUUUAAGAGGCGUCUGUCGCCCCAGGAUGGAAAUGCUACUACCAUGAUAAAACCACAGGCAGAAAGAGAAGAACUAGUAGAUAGUGGCACUCAGUCUUCUCCACGAGCCAAAGGCUCGGCAGCCACUGUACCUCCUGGAGCCCGUCGCAAUCCCACCAUUAAGAUCAGCAGAGCCACUCGUGUUCAGGAGAAGUGGAACGCCUCACUUGACCGAGAGAUCAAUGACACUAAUGAACUUCGUCAUCUGGAUGAGUUCUUGGGCAACCAGAUGAAUGAUCUAAGCACGCGCUCCAAGGAACUCUCAGAGACUGAAAAGAUUUUCUUCACGGCCACCACGCAGUUCAGAGACACCAUCAAGAGCAUGUACUCCAUCUCAAAUCCCAGUAUUGGUUACAAGACACUGAUGUCAGGCUAUCAGGCGAAGGUGUCCAGUCUGGCAGGUAUGAAGAAAGCUUCUGAGGUACCGCUGGUGGUAAAUCUUUUUCAGUCGGUUCUGGAUGGGUUUAUCAGGGGAGAGCUCAAACGAUUGGAAGGAGCUGACACUUGUAAGAUUAAGGAAAGAAGCCGAAGAAAAUCUACUAAAGGAGAAAGGAAAUAUCCUAACAGCCCACUGAAUCACUUAUUUAGCACAUAUCAAGUGACCAUCAUGCAGUCAUGUGACCAGUGCACUUCAUACAUAUGGGGAAUGGAAAAAGCCUUCAUGUGCAGCUCUUGUAAAAUGGUGUGUCAUAAAAAGUGUAUCAGCAAGAUAACAAUAAAUUGCACAUCUCCCUGUGGUAGGAAGAAAGAGGGUGACCAAAGCGCUCUUCACUUUGGUGUGCCUUUGUGCAUACUGGUCCGCACGGCUGACUCCGUGCCUUUUGUCAUGGACAAGAUGCUGGUGCACGUUGAAAUGAAUGGACUGUACACGGAGGGCAUCUACCGCAAGUCGGGUUUAGCCAGCAAAGCUAAAGAGCUUCACCAGAUAUUGGAAAAAGAUCCACAGACUGUCGCUCUUGACAAUUACCCCAUCCACACCAUCACCGGUCUGGUCAAACAGUGGUUACGGGAGCUACCUGACCCGCUCAUGACAUACAGUCUCUACAACGACUUCCUAUAUGCUGCUGAUUUGCCAGAACAAUCCGAGCGGUUACGUGCCGUCUACAAAAAGUUAGAUGAACUACCUCCCUCAAAUUUCUCCCUUCUCGAAAGGCUUAUUUUUCAUCUUGUGAAAGUGGCAAAAGAGGAAGCCCACAAUCGGAUGUCAGCCAACUCUCUGGCUAUCGUCUUUGCACCCUGCAUUUUACGCUGCCCAGAUUCAUCUGAUCCUCUCCUCAGUAUGAGAGAUAUAAACAAGACCACCCUCUGUGUGGAGAUUCUGAUUAAUGAGCAAACAAGGCGAUACAAUCAGAUAAUGGAAGAAAUUCAGCAGCUGGAAAAUGUAGAAGCUAUGGCCGUUAAACAGCUCAAGCUCAGGAGACAAAACACGGUAUUUGAUGGGGGGAAAUUGAAAUCCUCUUCGAUGGAGACUGCUGAACUUAAAAUUGAAAAUGACCUGCUUGAGCGGAUAAGGUCCAUAAAGAAGGAUAAGAGUGAUUUGGCCUGCAGACUGCCUGAGCUCUUCCAGGACAGCUCGGAUGGUGAGAACCUUGACAGCGAGUCAUUGGUCAGUUCAGAGAGUCUUCUGGAAGAUCAUUUUGUGAGUUUGGACUCGGAAGGUCACACUGCCUUGAAGACCUCAAGCAGGCCAGGAGAACCUGCUAAACCUCCUGUUCCAACACAUCCUCCUCCAGCUGGGAACUGGAACCAAAACCACUCUGCCUCACGCCGAGAUGGAGUCCAGUCCAUGUGUAUCAUUGGAAACCAAGAUCUCUCAAAAUCCCCCUCACCAGGCAGUCAGGCCAAAAGAAGAUUUUCUGAACUUGACAUUCCUUUUAUAGAUGAGGAGGACAUUUAGUUAUUAGUCUUUCCGGUUGCCGUUCAAGCAAAAGUCAGUAUCCGUUCAGAUCAUAUGAACACUCGUUGUUUUGAGUAAUAAAUUAAAUGCUAGAUUAAUUCUGUCCAAAAACUGCUGUUGACCUUUGUGUUUAUAAAAUACUUUUGUAAAACAUUUGAAUGCUUUAAAAAAAAACUUUAAAGCCAUUGUGAAUUGUGUAUAGUACUGUUCUAUGUUUAUUUAAAAUGUUCUCCUGAUCUUGGAAGCAUUUUGGGUCUUUUAAAUAUUUUAACAGCAUUUCUACUCGCAUGCUUUUGUUUUUUGUCUACUGCAACUUUUCUAUGAACGAUAUGCAAUCAUUUAGACCUGGUAAAUAUUACUGUCUGCUGCAGCAGCUUGAGGAAAUCAAAUUAUCAUUGAUCUUAUUUUUUUUUCUCAAACCAGAAAUCUGAUUUUUUUACAUGAUAAACACAUGCAUUUGCUGACUAUCACAAGCAUCAUUCCCUUCAUGUAUUUUUUAGUCAAAUUUCUGUAUAGUAAAUGCAAAGUAAAAAAAAUAAUAAUUUGACAACUGUUGAGGAUUCACACAAUGUGUGAAUAUUUAUAUAUUUGUUUUAAAGAAUAUUAUUUUAAGCCGGUUGGAGGUUUUUACAUAAUUGUUUUGCUUGUAUGUUUGAAGUAUACUGUGAAGCUGCUGCACGGUACAUUUAUGUCAAACAGUCUUUGAUUUAAAAAGCAGGUCUCGUAAAUCACCAUUAUCAAAAGCAGAUUCCAUAAUAUGUUAUAUCAUCAAAUUUACAUGCAAAGCUUUAUAUACAGAUAUUGAUGUUUUUUUUUUUUUUAGAGAGGGAGAUCGGUAACACUUAACGUUAUAGGGUUCAGUAGUUAACAUUAAUGUAUUAACUAACAUGAGCAAACCAUGAGCAGUACACUUGUUACAGUAUUUAUUAACCUUUGUUGAUGUUAGUUAAUAGAAAUAAAGCUUUUAAUUGUUUGUUCAUGUUAGUUCACAUUGCAUUAACUAACAUUAUCAAGAUUUUAAUAAUUGUUGACAUUAACAAAGAUUAAUAAAUGCUGUAUAAGUGCAGUUCAUGUUAACUAAUGAACCUUAUUCUGUGAAAUCUGUGAUAACAUGUCAGUGUCAUAUAACAGUAACAUUAGAAAGACACUUCAGAUAUGUUUUACUGUAGAAAGGAGACAUUGUUACAGCAGGUGUGUUGUAUAUCAUUACUAAAUAUUGUAAAGCUGCCGAUUAUAAACUAGUUAUAAGAAAUAAAACGCACAUGUUGUGCAUGAAUUCUGUA